CUCCCAGGCCUCAGCCUCAGUCUCUCCCGACUCUCUCACCCUGUGCUGGCUGGCCCUCCUCUCCUAACCGUGGACCUGAAACUGCAGCACGUCGACUUCUGGGCCAGCCUCCAUGGCCAGGUCCCGGGGCUGCUGGACUGGGACAUGGGGAACGAGUCCUUUCUGGCCUUCGCCACGUCGCACCUGCCCUUAGCCGAACAGAACCUUGCCAGAUAUAAACUCCGAAUAGUUCAGCCACCAAUGCUACCUCUGGAAAAAAAACCCAACCCUGAUAAAGAUGGUCCAGAUUUUGAGCCCAACCUGUGGAUGUGGGUAGACCCCAACAUCAUGUUCCCCCCUGGAAAGCUGGAGGUCCCAGAACCCAGUAAGGGGAAGAAUCUGACAACCACAGCUGCCUCCCCUCAGCCAGUCCCAAAAGAAGACUUUGCCAAAUGUCCGGAGGCCACAGAGGUGGGGUUGCUGUCACCCCCUGGAGACCAGUGUUCCCCUUGGAAGCAGUUUGCCACCUGCCUCCGCAACUGGGAGCUCACAGAAGAGAAGGAGGCUGAGGACCAGGAUGACCGCUCCUCUGUGGCUCUCCCGUCCUCUCACAAACCGGCCCCCCUCCAGAGUCGGAGGCUUCGGCAAGCCAACAGCCAGGAGGGGAGGCUCUGGUCCAGGCCCCCUCUCAAUUACUUCCACCUAAUUGCACUGGCAUUAAGAAACAGUGCCCCCUGUGGCCUCAACGUGCAACAGAUCUACAGUUUCACUCGACAACAUUUCCCCUUUUUCCGGACGGCUCCUGAAGGCUGGAAGAAUACCGUGCGUCACAAUCUCUGUUUCCGAGACAGCUUCGAGAAGGUGCCGGUCAGCAUGCAGGGUGGGGCCAGCUCCCGGCCCCGAUCCUGCCUCUGGAAGUUGACUGACGAGGGACACCGCCGCUUUGCAGAAGAGGCCCGUGCCUUGGCCUCCACCCGGCUGGAAAGGAUCCGACAGUGCAUGAGCCAGCCAGGUCCCAGGAAGAAGAGGGUCCUGAAUCCUAAGCUCUGGUUUCAGCGGAUCUGGCCUUAGCUUGCCUCACCUGUGCUACGUACACAUCUUUAUCCCUGUCCACAUUCUUGUUGAUGUUUGGUUUAAGCCACAAGUGGAUCCCAAAAGGCAACAGAUCAGAAGGAAAGAACAUACAAUAUAGCCUUUGUGGGAAAAGGAACUCGGAGAAAAAUCUGCCUUUGCUCAUUUGUUCUCUAGCAGACUAUUGUACUCCCACACCUACCUCCUCUUUUUUUGUUCAUUCAACAGCUAUUCAUUUUGAGCUUUCAUUAUGCCAGGCCCUGUGCCAGCUGCUAGGGAUAGAGUGAAACCCAAAAUGACUCCUCCCUCACAGAUAGCAACCUCCCUCACAGUCUCAAAGGAUAUUAAACAGACACCCUAGUAAUGUACAAUGAUGAUAAAUCUUAAUAAGGUAGACUUAGGUUAUUGUGAGAGAGACAAUAUGGAUACUCAACCCUAAUUGAAGAGGAGGUCAGAGAAGGCCUUUCUAAGAAAGGUAUUUUAACUGAGACCUGUUUAAUAGAGUAGCCAGGCUGAAGCAUGGUAAGGAAAAGUGUUCUAGCAGAGGGAACAGAAUAGACAAAGCUCAGGAAGUAGGAACCUCCUCACUUUGGCCUAUUGAGAGAAUGGGGAUGGGCUACAGAAUAUGGUAACCAAGGUUAUGUUGGGAAGGGAGGCCGAGACCAGACCCUUCUAAGCUAUGAUAUGAAAUUGAGAGGUUUUGGUUUUUUCCCAAGUAUAGUGAAAAGUAAUUGAAGUAACUGACAUAACUCCCUUUAAUUUUUUAAAUGAUGCUUAGCUAUUCACUGAAGGUGGCUUGUAGGGGCAAAAGUGGAAGCAGGAAGCCUGUAGGGAGAUGACUGCAGAAUCCAGAUGGCAACAGAAAGGGGAGAAGCAGCCCAGUUUGAUGCUGUAGGGUGGAGACAGAGUCAACAAGUUAACAGGAUUGAUUAGAUGCAGAAGAAGAAAAUAGUGACUGAGGUUUUUUGUUUGAGUGAUUGGGUGAAUGAGUAGCAGGUGUGAGCAGUUUUGUGUUUAGAAUCUGAGACAUCACAGUGGUUAUGUCAAGAUGAUGAUUGUAAGUCUGGAGUUCAGAUGAUAAGCCUAAGCUGAAGAUGUAAACACAUUUGACAGAGGAAUAUAUAGACAGUAUUUAAAUCACACUCAAUGUACUGAUAUAGAAAGAUAUCCACAAUGAAAAAAAAACAGCAUAACAGUAUGUUCAAUAUGAUUCCAAAUGUGACAGAAACUAUGUUUAUAUAGAUACACAUAUGUUGUUGAAGCAGAAAGUGCCUUGAAGAAAAUAGAUAUUGAACAGUAAUAGUCAUCUUUGGAGACUGGCAGGUAACAAAGAGAUGGAGACCAAUCUUUUUUAUUUACAACCUUGGUACAGUUGGUUUUUUUUUAAUUUUUAGAAUUUUAAAAUAAACUUAUCCACUAGGC
Molecule: messenger RNA, 2472 nt
Organism: Bubalus bubalis (water buffalo)
Lineage: Eukaryota; Metazoa; Chordata; Mammalia; Artiodactyla; Bovidae
Gene: FOXR1
Product: forkhead box R1
Exons: 6
Coding region: 145-1050 (301 amino acids)
Biological process (GO): regulation of DNA-templated transcription
Cellular component (GO): nucleus
Molecular function (GO): sequence-specific double-stranded DNA binding; DNA-binding transcription factor activity
Source: RefSeq, a predicted model, not a curated record